UUUAUAAAAUUUAAUAAUUUUAUAAAAAGUUAUAAUUAACAAACUCUAAACAAACAUAAAUGGUUUCUACCUCCAUAGGCCUAUUAGACAUUCAAUCAUGGUGGGAGAUACCGUGUAUAUCUCAUUUUUGUUCGUUGUUUAGUUCCACAUUUGAUUUGCCUGAUAUUGAUAUUGAAGAUUUGGAGUCUGCUUUAUUAUCAGAUGGUACUGAUGAAAUUGCCCUAGUACCCGAGCUUGUUGUGCGUCUAUUAAAGGGUUGCGAUGCGCUUAAAUCAGUUGCUAAAGAAAUAACGCACAGUAAUUAUCAAAUGUUUUUGCGGCGAUUCCUACGCCAACAAUGUCGCGUUAAUAAUACCGAGAAUCAUUUCGAUACUGACGUUGAUUUUCAAUCUUUGCCUAUACGCAAUCGUUUGCAGAUAUUACAAGAUUUAUGUCAUUUUCGUUUAGACUCAAAUGAUGUGCAAGUUGUUUUGGGGAAUUUAGAGGCUGACAGUUUACGUAUUGAACCGCUUGGACACGAUUCGAAGAAUUCUGGUUACUGGUACUUUUAUGGUACACGCUUGUAUCGGGAAGAUAAACCGGCAUCGGCUAGUAGCAAACUCGGAAAUAGUGGCGUUUGGCAAGUAAUUUGCUUUACCGAAGAAGAUUGGCAAAACUUAACUAGUAAAUUCGAAAAGUCAACUAAUGCAAAGGAACGUGAUUUAUAUCGUAUAUUACAUGAUAAUUUUUUACCAAAAUUACCGCAACUCUUCCGUGAACGCGAAAGAUUAAGGAGACGCAAGCUUCUCCAAGUACGUAACUCUAGUCGUAUACGUAAUAUAGUUGAACUGAAAGCGCGUCAAGAGCGUGAACGUGAACGUUUAUUGCUUGAAGAACAGCGUGCCCAUUUCGAGACCCCACAAAAGCCGCAACUAUUGUCAGCUCAGAGCCGCUUAAGAAGACGAUCUCAGUCUACAUCAACAGCGAGUGGUGUAUCAACUUAUGCUAGUUCCUUGUUAAGAACCACCACAACCAAUUCCAGCGAUUUUUUAUGCCAUAGAGAAACAUUUUGUCUAUCACCUGAAGAUGAAGAUGAUACUGAAGUUGAUGAUUUAAAACCUUUACCGAUAGCAGACUUGGAAAAGGAGGAAUCACCAAUAAAUACUGAAAGUAUAAAAGUUGAAAACAAAAGCGACGAAAACGGAAAUAUUGGUACAGAGGAGAGAAGUGCUGAGUAUUUAUACUAUAAUUUUGAAUUGAAAUCAGUUGAACAUAACGUUAGUCAGCUUAACCCAUCAUCAGCUUUGCAUGAGUCUGCAGACUCAUACUUAAACUCAACAACUAAUUUUCUCGAAGAUAAAGCUCCUAAAGUAGAAAAUAUAGAGUUUAUUGCUCCCACACCACCUGUAAAAACCAAAAAAUCACAUCAUAAAAAGAAAAAAUCUCAAAAAAAACUAAAGAAGAAAUCAAAGGAACAUCGUCGACGUCAUAAAUAUACAACUAACAAUUGUAGUAAUAGCAAUCAAAGUGUGAGCAACAGCAGCAGUCACAAUAGUGGCAAGAGUCAUCAUUCGCAUCGUGCGCGCAAGCAUCGAAAUCAUGUGCAUGCGACUUCUCUAAGUCCAGAAGACAAGGAGAAUUUCUGUCGACGUCGUUUAAGUUCCAGUGAAGUUAUUGACGUCGAUUUGCACGCUACAAGUGCUGCUCACAAUAGUGAAGUACACGAUCUUGUAACGAAUUUAUCAACAACUGCACAACAGCAGGCCAUAAUCAAAAGGGAGCAAGUUGGUAGCGAUAUUGUGCAGGAAAUGGCACCGACAACUAAUACCAAAUUGCCUGGCAGGCAAACAAAUAAUUCGCUUUCUUCUCUGACGGGAAAUAUUUUUAUACCACCACCUUCUUUGCAACAGUCCAAAGGUAACAGCAAAUCAAAAACAAGUAAAGCAGUGACGAGCAAGAAACAAAAAUCGUCCAACGCAUCAACCGCCACAUCCUCCACGGCGGAUACGAGUAGUGGAUCGAAUGAGAAAACCAGCAAUAGCAAUGCUGCUGCAGGCAGUAGCACUGGAAGUAACAAGAAGAAAGCUGUCGUUGCAUCUACUUCGCAGAAGCCUCCUACCGAAGAUUUUACUGAAACGGAUGAAGUAUUACAAAUUGGUAUGCACAAAGUGCUCGUCUAUGUUAAGAAUCAUCGCGACGCUUGGCCAUUCAUGGAUCCAGUUGAGGAAGAUAUAGCGCCUCGUUAUUACUCUAUUAUACGCAGGCCAAUGGAUUUGUUGAAAAUGGAAGAUAAAUUGGAUAGUGGUGAAUAUAACAGCUUUCGUGAUUUUCGCAAUGAUUUUAAUUUUACUGAAACGGAUGAAGUAUUACAAAUUGGUAUGCACAAAGUGCUCGUCUAUGUUAAGAAUCAUCGCGACGCUUGGCCAUUCAUGGAUCCAGUUGAGGAAGAUAUAGCGCCUCGUUAUUACUCUAUUAUACGCAGGCCAAUGGAUUUGUUGAAAAUGGAAGAUAAAUUGGAUAGUGGUGAAUAUAACAGCUUUCGUGAUUUUCGCAAUGAUUUUAAAUUAAUUGUUAAUAACUGUCGUCUAUAUAAUGGCCAUCAUAAUGAAUAUACGGAAAUGGUAAACAAUUUACAAGAUGCUUUUGAUAAGGCAACAAAGAAGUAUUUUGAGAAUUUGUCUGAUGACGAUGAUGAUGAGUUUAACUUAGCUUAUCCUACUGCAGAUACCAAAAUGAAUGUAUUUCGUGAGAAAUAUAUGAAAAAGUCAAAGGAAUCGAAUGCAGUAGGAGCAGUGGAUAAAGUUGCAUCACAUAAGAGUACACAUAAGAAGAAAACAAGUAAGAAAGAUAAUAGCAUAGACGAUGAUGAAGAUCAAGAUGAUGCAACUAGUGAAGAUAUUGAUAUGGAUGAGGAACGUGAACAGAAAGGCAACAAGCGUAAACGCAAAGAGAAAGAUAAAAGACACAAGAAAAAGUUGAAAACAAAAAAUGUAGAAGAAAAUUCUUUAUCUGAUUUGGAUGAUGAUGAAACUAUUAAAAAGGAUAUUGUGAAAAACAUAAAAAGUUGUAUUGAAAAUACGGAUGAAGAAAUUUUAGAAAAAGUGAACAAGAUUGAAAAAGUGGGUAAAUCCUCAAAGUCUUCUAAAACAAAGCAACAUAGCAAAUCUAAAAAAGGUGUGAGAAAAUCUUCUAAACAUAAACAUCACAUUUCAGAUGCGUCUGAUUUGUCUGAAGAUGAAUCGACAUAUUCCACAGAUACACAGCACGAGACCGAUGAUGAUGAGGAUGAUGAAAAUUAUGAAGUCAAUAAUAGCAAAAAAUCAAAAUACAAAAAUAGUAAAGAAAAUGUGAUUGGCGCCAAAAAACAAUCAGCCAUAAAACAUUCACAUGCUUCGACAUCAGCCGCUGCGCUUAAACGACAGAACAAAGCUAAAAAUACUAAAUCGAAAGUGAAAUCUAAAGCCUCAGUCAGUGAAAGCGACCAUUUAAGUAGUGAUUGUGAAAAACCUCUAAAAGCCAAAAAUGUAGGUAGCGAUUUCCCACCACCAGCUGCCGCAGCGCUUGCAGCUUCAGCGUCAGAAUUAGAAGAGGAUAUGGAUGACAGAGAUUUUGAUUCGCGUUCACGAAGUAUGUCUCCUUUUAAAGUUGAUUUACAUAAAAAAUACUCAAAAAGUGCACUUAAUGAUGAUCUCUCCGAGUUGUUAACAACAGUUAAAAAGGUUCCCGGUUCUAAAAAUUUUGGAAAAAGCUUAGAAUUUUAUAAAGAAGAAGAUUCCAAAUCGGCAUCUAGUCGUAAUUCAUCAGUUUCACGUGAUUCUAGUGCUGAACGCAAGAAACAGAAACCAACGCAAUCUAAAACUCGUAAUGCGAAGAAAAAGGCAGAAAGCCCAAAAGUGGAGAAGUCACCCAGUAGUAAAUCAGGAAAGAAGACAACUGAACCGCGUCCAUCCACUACUACAGAGGAAGAGUUAGAGAUGUUAAUGCCCUACUUGGAUAAGUAUGAACUAAUUAAGUUCAGACGUAGUAGGGGUAUGCCAGCUAAAAACACUCAACCAGCGGUCGCUUCGACCGCUAAAGAUAGCAAAGCAACUAAAGAAACGAGUACAAAGAAACAAGAUACUACUAAAGCGGUAGAAAAAGAAAAAGAAAAAGAAAAAGAAAAGGCAAAGCCAACUCAAGAAAAGAAACAUAAAACAUCCAAAACAGCAAAAAUUAUACCAGAUAAAUCUUCAAAACCCGUUGAUGUAGUUGAAAGCGUUCAUAGUGUUAAAGAUAUAAGUGAUAUUAGUGAUGAUGGGGCGGAAAAUGAGAGUUUGCAAAAGCUUGUCGAAAAAAAAGACGAAAAACAAUCUCCGAACAAAACUACAGCGAAUAAAGCCAAGGAGAAAAAAAUAACUGGUGGAGAAAAGUCACCAAAUAAGAAAAAAGAAAAGACAAAAGUAGUUUCUGCAACUGUUUCAGAUGCUGAGCCCGAAAAAGAAUUAGUUGAGAAAUCAGUUGCUCCCGUUCCACCUAAAAAGCCCAUCCCAAAAAAAACAAACCCAACUGCGGCAAACAAAAAAUUUAAUUCUAAAUCUGGUGGCGGAACUGGGAAGAAUUCGAGUGACAUGAAUGCUUUAGAUGUAGAGACUGAACAAACUUUAAAAGACAUUAAUCGCUGGCUGGAAUAUACACCGAAAUUUGCAGAAUUUAGCUCCGCUUCCAAUUCUCCCACGCGCUACAACAUACUUGAAGAAAUCGAAAAGUUAGAACCCUCCGAUUUCAGACGUCCUGUAGCGAUUGCACAACCAAAAACUGAAGUCUUAGGAGAGCUAGUGUCGGAUAGUGAAACUAUAGAAUCAACAAUUUUAAAAAAAGACAUUUUAACAGAACUUAUACCUAGUUCAUCGAUUUCAUCAAUUAUCGAUCGUGCAGGCACGGCAAGUAGUGUGGGCUCUAGCUGUAGUACUCCUCCGCAUUCAGUUACAUCAGGCAAUUCCGUUGGCAGCACUUCAGCAAAUGCUUCGUCAAAUAAUUCAACUGUCAAUGCACCAUCAAUAUCUUCAGUUUCUUCUGCAAAUGCUGCCAAUCAAUCGGCAUUGCUUAUUCCGCCACCAGUUACAGUAGCUAAUACUUUAACAACAAUAGCACCCCCAAAACCAAAGGAGCCAAGUACAACGCAAUUAAUAUUAAAUCCUCCACCACCUCCACAUAUUAAAAAUCAAUUGGCUAGAGAAGCGAAAAGAAAAUCUCUUAAAGAGAAACUCCAAGCAGCAUCAAAUCCCCGAAGAAAAGAUUUGCUGCGUACAAUUGAUCGGUUACAACCUGGAAAAUCAAAGGGUAAUUUAAUUCAAAAUGUUAAUAAAACUGAUGAAACUCAUGCACUUGGUCCAGUUGCGUCAAAAACUAAAGAAGUGAAAAACGCAUUAAUCGUUGAAACAACCGAAAAUACACCAAAGUUGAGUUUAGGUACGGUAAUUAAAACUGAUGAUUUUACGUUAGGGAAGUCACACACUUUUAUUGAUGAACUAGCCAGUAAAACUGAUGCUAAAGUUACAAUUUUGUCAAGUACUGAAAAGGAUGAGAAACAAAAAGAGGAUACUUUAGACCCCGUAAAGCCAUUUAUAAAGUCUACUACAUUUACAACUUCCUUGUCCGCUUCAAUAGAUGGAACUGAAAAGAAAACUGAUGAGUCACCUUCUACUAUAGACCCACCAAAACCAUUUCAGUCAUUGUCAGAUAAAUUAAAAACUCCAGAUAUAGCUACAGCUUCAAAAACGACCAAAGAAAAACCUAACUUUAGUGUUUGGUUUAAGGCUUUUGGUGCUCCAAAGAAAACUAAAAAGUCGGAUGAGGAUGAAAAACCACAAACAUCACAGCAGCCAAAUGAAAUGAACGAACCAAAUAAUGACGCUAUGUGUACCGGUAAACUUGACGAAAAUUCACCACCUUCAAAUUCUAUUGGCCUUCUUGCACCCAAAUCACCUUUAUCAACAAAUGUAAAUGAAAGUUUCUCUUUGCCUACAGCACCACGUCAGCGCAAAGCCAGUACUGGCAGCACAAUAUCUGAGCGUUCUUCAUUUAGCCAAGAUCCAGAUUCACCCCGUAUAGCCAUUGACGAACGUUAUUCAACUUAUGGUGCAGGAAAUUAUACAUCACCUAUAGGUGCCUCACCAAUCGGUGCCUCACCCAUUAUGGUCUCACCUAAACCAGAUGAAAUAAGCAAACCUACUUCACCGUAUCCAUUAAACGGUGCUAUAAAGGUUGGUUUCUAUCAAGAUACAACUACAAAAAGUAGCCCUGAUAAAAGCUGUAGUCCGCGCGAAAUGCCUUCCCCUUAUCCGCAAUACUCACAACACAUUUAUUCGUCUGCAUCUUCACCAAACGUAUCCACACCAGAUUUGAGUGGAACAUCACCCUAUGGUGGAGCUAAUAGCUACAAUCCAUCAGGUUCUGAAGCUUCAAAAACACCUGUUUAUUCAGCAACAUCACCGCUACCGAAUUCGUAUGAGCAAUAUAAACAACCACGUUCACAAGAAUCAGAUUAUAAUUCAUCAAUGAGUCCAAGUACGCCAAACCCACAUUCACCAUACCAACAGACAAAAAGCUCUCCAUAUACAACGGCUGCACAACCACACCACUCACCAUAUCAUCAUCCAAAUUCUCCUUAUCACUCGCAACAACAGCAUUCUCCUUACACUGCCGCAAAUAGUCCAGCGCCACAUAGCGGUAGCUUACACUCACCAUUGCAACAACAGCACAGUCCAAUGACAAGCAGUGUAGACUCACCAGCGUCUUCCGCCGCCACACAACCUCCGACACCUUUGGCACAUUCACCGGCUGAUCAACAACAUUCACCAUAUCACCAACCUGUGCUUUCACCAUAUCAACAGCAACCAAACGCCAAUAUGUCAUCUCCUUACAGCCAAGGCAGCAUCAGUCCCACAACUUAUCCAAUAUCGACUCCAACAGAUACAAACAACUUUGGUAAUCAACAAAAACCAAAUGAAAUUGAUAAUAAAACGAAUGGGACAAAUCAAAACAACGAGCAACAUUAUAUGCAAAAUAGCAACAAUAGUGGUUCACUUGUUAACGCCAACUCUGCGAGUGCAGCAUCUCCUUACUCGUUAGCAACUCAUGACAACUACCAUCUACAACAUCAAUCACAAGUCCAAAAGCCGCAAGAUUCACUUGCUGCUAUGUAUAAUCCGUCUGUGAAUAAUUCGGCUGCAGGGUCAAGAGAUGGAAGGCAAGUGGAUAAACAUGGAGAUUGGAAUGUGGAAACUGGUCAAAUGACGACCCAACUACAGAUGCAACAACAGCUUAACUCAGACAAUAAUCAACAAAUUAUUUCCAAUAAUUCAAAUAAAUCUCAGUAUCCAAACUAUGCACAAUAUCAAGCCACAAAUCAAGCCACAAAUACGAGUGUAAAAAUACCCAACCCUCUGGAGACGGCUUCUACAGACAAUCGAAAAGCUGAUAAAGUUGAUGGUAGUAAGGUGGCUGCCAAUAUGUACGGUGCGAGUAACGAUAUUACUGCGUUCAUGCAACAAAUGAACCAACAGGCUCAAACACUAGCGAACAAAAACUCUAGUACCGCUGUCAAUACAGGCGGUAUUAAUCAACUAAAGCGUGCGGCACAUGAUUCACUUGAUGUCUUUGGUGUUGGUGGUGGUGCUUCUGCUAAUAAAAUGCAAAAACUUUAG
Messenger RNA from Teleopsis dalmanni, 7664 nucleotides. RefSeq lists its product as uncharacterized. Gene Ontology annotation, molecular function: protein binding. Bases 60 to 7664 code for a protein of 2534 amino acids. Gene Ontology annotation, biological process: chromatin remodeling. Lineage: Eukaryota; Metazoa; Arthropoda; Insecta; Diptera; Diopsidae. Gene Ontology annotation, cellular component: CERF complex. The transcript has 14 exons. The record is from RefSeq and is a predicted model, not a curated record.